AUCAUCCUUGUACACUGGUAAAAAUGGCGAUUCAGAUCCUCAAUGGCGGUGAUGGAUCGGAUGAAUUACAGAUUGAAAUGUUAGGGGCAGGUCAAGAGGUAGGAAGAAGUUGCUGUGUCUUACGUUAUAAAGGAAAGACGGUAGUUUGCGAUGCAGGCGUUCAUCCUGCCUAUCAAGGUAUUGCUGCUUUGCCAUUCAUAGAUGAAUUGGAUUGGAGUACGGUUGAUGCACUAUUGAUCACACAUUUUCAUCUUGAUCAUGCUGCCGCUCUUACCUAUGUGAUGGAAAAGACAAACUUUCAAGAUGGAAAAGGAAAGGUGUACAUGACCCAUCCUACCAAAGCUGUUUAUCGUUUCCUUAUGCAAGAUUUCGUCAGAAUGUCAAGCUCAGGUGCAGAUGAUCAAUUGUUCGACGAAGAAGAAAUGUUGGCUUCUUGGCGAAAGAUUCAAGCAGUUGACUAUCAUCAAGAUGUGGCCGUCGGAGGUGGUUUACACUUUACGCCUUAUCAUGCCGGACAUGUCUUGGGAGCAUGCAUGUUCAUGAUCGAAAUCGCAGGUUUGAAGAUCUUGUAUACAGGCGACUUUAGUCGGGAAGAGGAUCGACAUCUGGUACAAGCAGAGAUACCGCCGAUUCGACCUGACAUUCUCAUUUGCGAAUCAACUUACGGCACACAAAGUCUAGAACCCCGUUUAGAGAAAGAGGAGCGCUUCACAGAUUCGGUGCAUGCAAUCGUCAAGAGAGGUGGUAGAGUGUUACUACCGGUCUUCGUUCUUGGAAGAGCACAAGAGUUGCUGCUGUUGCUAGAUGAAUAUUGGUCACAACAUCCGGAUUUGCAUUCGAUUCCGAUCUACUACGCUUCAGCAUUGGCACGAAAGUGUAUCGGAAUUUACCAAACAUAUAUCCACACAAUGAAUGAACACAUCCGAACACGAUUCAAUAGACGUGAUAACCCUUUCGUCUUCAAGCACGUUUCCAAUCUACGAAGCUUGGACAAAUUUGACGAUCGAGGACCAUGUGUGAUGAUGGCAAGUCCCGGUUUCAUGCAAAGUGGUGUAUCACGAGAAUUGUUGGAGAGAUGGGCACCCGAUAGACGGAACGGUUUGAUUGUUACAGGUUACUCGGUCGAGGGAACAAUGGCAAGGAGUAUUCUCAAAGAACCUGAUGAGAUUAUGAGUCUGGCUGGUCAAAGGAUCCCGCUGGAAAUGUCGGUGGACUAUAUCUCAUUCUCAGCUCACGUUGACUAUACGCAAAACAGUAAAUUCAUCGAAGAGAUUAAAGCGCAACACAUUGUUCUUGUACAUGGAGAACAGAACAACAUGAAUCAACUCAAGCGUGCCUUGCAAGGAAAGUUCUCCGAUCGAGCGGAAGAUAUCAAGAUUCAUACACCGCGAAAUUGCGAAACUCUGAAGAUCAAAUUUCGAGGAGAAAGAACUGCAAAAGCGAUUGGAAGAAUUGCAGCCAAAACGCCCAAACAGGGUGAUUUAUUGUCUGGUCUAUUGAUCAGUAAGGAUUUCGCCUUUACGAUUCUGGACCCGGAAGAUUUGUUGGAUUUUACGGGGUUGAGCACGAGUACAAUCAUUCAGCGACAGCGAGUUGCCAUUCAUGUUGGCUGGUCUUUGGUUGUGUAUCACUUGCAAGGCAUGUUUGGCAAAUUAGUGGAAGGUGUGGAUUUGGAAGGAAAGCGUACGAUUCGGAUUAUGGAUGUGUUGGAUCUCAAGCAAUCGUUAGAAAGCUCUUCUGAGUAUUUGCUGGAAUGGAAGAGCGGAACGGCAAAUGACAUGGUUGCCGAUAGCUGUUUGGCUUUAUUGUUGGGAAUCGAAGGAAUGCCCGCCAGUGUGCGAGCAACCGUAUCUGAAACCAAUCAUGAUCAUGAUCACCAUCAAGGAGAUCAUCCAAUGGCUGAUCAUGUUGAUACGCUCUCAAGAGCAGAGCAACUUGCUGCUUUCUUGGAAGCUCAUUUUGGCAGUUUUGAGGAAAUCAUGAUUGGUGGAGUGGAUGAGGAGAUUGUGGAAAAUGGAGGCUUGGCUGUGAAAGAGGAAGAAGAGGAAGCGGAAAAAGAAGUGAAGCAAGAAGGAGACGUCAAAAUGGAAGAAGGAGAAGAGGCUGUCAAGCUUGGUUCAAAGUCACCUACUCCAGCACCGUUUUUGCAUCAAUUUCGUGGCACGCCUGAAAGGAUGGCAUUGCGGGUACAAUUGGACCAAGAACAAGGCGUAGUGGAAACGGAAUCUAUGAAAAUUACUGCCUCCUCAACCACUUUACAAAAGCAAAUUGAGAGCAUCGUUCAAUUAGCUUUAUCAACUUCUUCGCAUCUAUCAGAAACUUUUGUCCUUCAGCCACAAUUGACCAGUGAGCUGUUUCAAGGCAAACACACGCUUCCGGUCGAACCGGGAAGUACGGAAGCCAAAAAGAUGAUUACCGAUUCAUAGUCAUCAUGUACAAUUAAGAUGUAUUUUUACCUCACAUACACACGCACGCACAAAUAAAAAUCAUGAAAAG
Messenger RNA from Meira miltonrushii, 2496 nucleotides. RefSeq names its product Metallo-hydrolase/oxidoreductase. NCBI's taxonomy places the organism in Eukaryota, Fungi, Basidiomycota, Exobasidiomycetes, Exobasidiales, Brachybasidiaceae. Gene Ontology annotation, cellular component: mRNA cleavage and polyadenylation specificity factor complex. The transcript has a single exon. The record is from RefSeq and is a predicted model, not a curated record. Gene Ontology annotation, biological process: mRNA 3'-end processing by stem-loop binding and cleavage. Gene Ontology annotation, molecular function: 5'-3' exonuclease activity; RNA endonuclease activity; RNA binding. The coding region runs from base 24 to 2426 and encodes 800 amino acids.